GCACAAACACCUUGUGCCCUCUACCGCCGCGUUGUGGAUCGAGCGGCGGUGUCAAGACGCAGCGGGACAAGCCAGCGUCACUUCGGCCUCUUCGCUCUCCCGGACACUGCACCUGGGCUAAGUCGGCAACAUGAGCAGCAACAACUUGGAUGAGAACGACGAGUUUGAUGAGCAGUUGCGAAUGCAAGGAGUGUACAGAGGCACUGAGGACGGCGACACCGAGAAAGAUCCCGGUGGAGAAAACGAUUCUUUCCAGCAGCAGCCGACUGACACCCCAUACGAGUGGGACCUGGACAAGAAGGCUUGGUUCCCCAAGAUCACUGAAGAUUUUAUUGCUACAUAUCAGGCCAAUUAUGGCUUUUCUAACGAUGGUGCAUCUAGUUCUACUGCAAAUGUCCAAGAUGUCAGUGCUAGGACUGCAGAGGAACCUCCACAAAGAAAAUACCCCGAACCCGGUGAUACCAAAAAGAGGGGAGAAAAGAGAAAGGCUGAAUCAGGAUGGUUUCAUGUUGAAGAAGGCAGAAACACAAAUGUGUAUGUUUCUGGUUUGCCUCCAGAUAUUACAGUGGAUGAAUUUAUACAGCUCAUGUCCAAGUUUGGCAUUAUUAUGAAAGAUCCUCAAACAGAAGAAUUUAAGGUCAAGCUUUACAAAGAUAAUCAAGGAAAUCUUAAAGGAGAUGGACUUUGCUGUUAUUUGAAGAGAGAAUCUGUGGAUCUUGCAUUAAAACUUUUGGAUGACGAUGAAAUUAGAGGCUACAAAUUACAUGUGGAGGUGGCAAAGUUUCAACUGAAAGGGGAAUAUGACGCUUCAAAGAAGAGGAGGAAGUGCAAAGACUACAAGAAAAAGCUGUCUAUGCAACAAAAGCAGUUGGAUUGGAGACCUGAGAGAAGAGCUGGCUCGUCCCGAAUGCGCCACAAGCGAGUUGUCAUCAUCAGAAAUAUGUUUCAUCCUAUAGAUUUUGAGCAUGAGCCACUGGUGCUGAACGAGAUCAGAGAAGACCUUCGGGUGGAAUGUUCCAAGUUUGGACAAGUUAGGAGUCUCCUCCUCUUUGAUAGACACCCUAAUGGUGUGGCCUCUGUGUCCUUUAGGGAUCCGGAGGAAGCUGAUUAUUGUAUUCAGACCCUCAAUGGAAGGUGGUUUGGUGGCCGUCAAAUCACUGCCCAGGCGUGGGAUGGGACUACAGAUUAUCAGGUGGAGGAGACCACGAGAGAAAGGGAGGAAAGGCUGAAAGGAUGGGAGGUUUUCCUCAACACUCCCAAAGCCAACAGAGGCCUUCAGUGUUCAGAUUCUGUCUGGGCUCCAGAAAGGGUGGGGCCUUCUAGAGUUAGGCAUUUUUCAGAGCACCCUUGCACAUCUCAGACGAAUGUUCAAGAAGCCGCAACUGAAAUGGCAUUUGAAGAACCUAUAGAUGAAAAGAACUUUGAAAAAACAGAAGAUGGGGGAGAAGUUGAAGAAGCUGCUUCUGAAAAAGAUGCUAAAGAAGGUGGCCCUGAAAAAGAGGCUGAAGAAGGCUGUCCCCAAAAAGAAUCUGAAGAGAGCUGCCUCAAAAGAGAGUUUGGGGAAGGCUGUCCCAAAAGAGUGCAUGAAGAAGACUUCCCCGACAGAGAGUCUGGAGAACGCAGCCCCGAGAAAGAGCAUGAAGAGGGUAGUCCUAAAAAAGAGUCGGAAGAGAAUGGUGCAGAAAGAGAGCCCAAAAAGAAGAUAUGCAAAACAGAUCCUGAUGAGAACGGCCUUGAGCAGGAGCCUGAGGAGGAGGCCAGCCCCCAGAAGGCGGCUGAAGAUGGCAGCUCAGAACAAGGGUCUGAAGAGUGCUCGGAAAUGCAGUUUGAAGACGACUCCGAAAAAGAGUUAGAAGAAAACGGCCUUGAGAAAGGUUUUGAGGAAGAGGGCUCUGAGAACGAACUUAAUGAAAACAUUCUUGAAAAAGAGGUAGAAGAAAAUAACUCUGAAAAAUCAGAAUUCGAAGAUGAAAGCUCUGAGAAAAUGUUUUAUGAAGAAGGCUCUGAGAAGGAGUUUGACAAAGAGUCAGAUGAGAAUGAAGAAGAGGAAGAUGUGUAUGAAAAAGUAUUUGACGAUGAGUCAGAUGAAAAAGAGGACGAAGAAGUUGCAGAAGAAAAGGGGCUGGAAGAUGUGGUUGAAAAGGACAAAGAAGACGAUGCAGAUGAAAAGGUGUUUGAAGAUUCAGAUGGAACAGAAGAUGAGGAAGAUGAAGACACAGAUGAAAAGGUGUUCGAAGAUGACGAUUCCAACGAGAAGUUAUUUGAUGACGAUGCCAGUGACAAGUUGUUUGAAGAUUCCGAUGAGAGAGGGACUGUGGAUGAUUCAGGGAACGUUAAGGAGGAAGGGUCCCUGUCCACAGGCAGCAGCUUUAUCCUCAGUAGUGAUGAGUACGAUGAAGACGAUGAUGAUGUUUAA
Molecule: messenger RNA, 2416 nt
Organism: Mesoplodon densirostris (Blainville's beaked whale)
Lineage: Eukaryota; Metazoa; Chordata; Mammalia; Artiodactyla; Ziphiidae
Product: HIV Tat-specific factor 1-like
Exons: 1
Coding region: 131-2416 (761 amino acids)
Biological process (GO): mRNA splicing, via spliceosome
Cellular component (GO): U2-type spliceosomal complex; U2 snRNP
Molecular function (GO): RNA binding
Source: RefSeq, a predicted model, not a curated record